This is a messenger RNA of Penaeus vannamei (Pacific white shrimp), 651 nucleotides long. The record is from RefSeq and is a predicted model, not a curated record. NCBI's taxonomy places the organism in Eukaryota, Metazoa, Arthropoda, Malacostraca, Decapoda, Penaeidae.
CUUCCAAUCAAUGUUCUGUUGUGGACGCAGUUGGCGCAUGAGCUCACUGCCGCUUCCAGUCACAGCUGAGGCAAGAUGGUGGCCGCGAGGGCUGCGCUCGUCUACCUAAGCGUGGUAGCGCUGGUGGGGGCAGCAACACUGACAACACACCGGCCCUCCGGCACCACCACACCCCACGCCCACGAAAGUAACAACGCCCACCAGUCACACGAAGCCCCGAAGAACCACAGUCAUUCUAGCUCUACGGAAAAAUCUACCGAACAAGCGCUGCGUGAUGACGAGGACGAGACGGGGAACAAGACGGCGCCUAACACUGUCGAAGCAGCCGCCCCGUCAUUCGAACUCCAGGCUGUGAAGAGGGCCGGCGAGGCGAAGAGUGACAGGGGCAGCGAAGAGACGGGUGACAGGGACAGCGAAGAGACGGGUGACAGGGACAGCGAAGAGACGGGUGACAGGGACAGCGAAGGGAAGAGUGACAGGAACAAUGGCGCCCGUUAUGAAGAAGAAGGUGACCUAUAUACUGACGUGGUGAACGGUUCUGAUGACCUCGAGGAGUUGCCCAUCCCCAUGGCUCAGUCUGCAAGUAAGUUGGCUUUAAGGAAACGGCGAUUAAAAAGACUGGGGCCAGUUCCAUCAAGUCUUGCUGAUUAA